This is a messenger RNA of Aedes albopictus (Asian tiger mosquito), 1934 nucleotides long. RefSeq lists its product as uncharacterized. Lineage: Eukaryota; Metazoa; Arthropoda; Insecta; Diptera; Culicidae. The transcript has 4 exons. The coding region runs from base 106 to 1284 and encodes 392 amino acids. The record is from RefSeq and is a predicted model, not a curated record. Gene Ontology annotation, molecular function: protein binding. Gene Ontology annotation, cellular component: nucleus. Gene Ontology annotation, biological process: protein polyubiquitination.
UCGUGAUAAAAAUUGCAUCUUUGUUUACAUACAUUUUUCAUCGGAAAUUGAGAAAACACGCACAAACUAUAAAAUAUUAGCAGUUUUUCAGCCAAUUUUCUUCAAAUGGCUGCAGGAUGUAGCAAGUCGUUUGCAUCCAAAUACGAGGAGGAGCUGUACUACGAUGUGGAAUACGAGAAUUUCUGCAAAAACUUCGAGUUUUCGAAUUCCUCCUCCUGUUGGAUUUGCAACGGAUAUUAUGGACCAAGCUACGGGGAACCACUUUGCGGAACGUGCCAUUCGUUUAUUUUCCCUAAUCACCCGAACGAAGAAGCCGAAGGACUAGUGACGGAACUUUCCGACGAUGAAGACUCCGGCAAUGAUGAGCCUCCGGAGAAUGGAUCGAAGGACCGUGCCGAUGACGAUGAUGAUUCCGAUUACGAUCUGGUGGAACGACCCCGGCCGUCUGCACCUCGCAACCUGAACCAGUACUUAGACAUGCUCUCCCAGCCAAGGGAGUCGGACGAAUCCCAGCAGAAGAUUUGCUCCCUUCCGGUGGAGGUCCUGCUGUCGAUAUUCUCCUAUCUGGAUGAUUUGUCGCUUUGGAACGUGAGCGAAGUUUGUAAGCAGUGGAAGCGGAUUCUGGAAGUACACACCCCGCAGCAGAUGUGGAAAAAGUAUACAAAGGAGAGGUGGCCUCUGUUCCAGCAGAUUUCCACCAUUCCGAACUGGUUGCACAUGUACGGUGCACUGAUGAACUCAUGCUUCUGCCGAACCUGUCUCAUUCAAAUGGCCCUGAAGACGCCGAUGCGCGGACGGGUCAACCACAUCCGAGCGAAUCGAUUACGGAGUGACAUCCGUUCUCUGGAUCUGGAUGCCACCGAAGGUAUCGAUGCCGUAGCGCUCGAUAACCAGCUGUUCCACUGGCAGGCAUCGAUUCUGGGCCCAGCCGGUAGCCCCUACGAAGGGGGCAAGUUUUUCCUCUACAUUGUGAUUCCUUGCUCGUACCCGAUGCUCCCGCCACAGGUUCGUUUCCUGACGAAGAUCGUUCAUCCGAAUGUUUCGCGCCACGGCGACGUGGGAAUCGACAUCAUCCAGCACAAUUGGUCGCUGGCUUUGACCAUUUCCAAGCUGCUACUUUCGGUUCAGAGCUUACUGACGGAUCCAUUCACUCAGAUUUGUAUGGAACCCGAACUCGGAAGGAUGUACGAGAAUGAUCGACCCAAAUUUGAAGCCCUUGCGAGACGAUGGACUUGGAAGUAUGCUAUGUACGAAGUCUUACCACCGCUCGAGGGGCUAUUGUAGACGACAAAAACUGCAUCACACCAUACCAGGUAAGUCAAAAUUAGGCCACAGAAACCAGAACCAAGCGGCACACUUUCUCGGAUAGCGCAGGCGUUAUAAUAAGUUCAAUUGCUUCUUAAACUGCUUAAAUAUCCUUAAAAAAAACUCGAAAGAUGGAAAUGUUUCCUAACGCAUAGUUACUAAUGGCAGUCAUGUGCCCGAUAAAAAAUCCUAAACUGCAAAAGUGGAAUUAGUUAAGCAAUAAUUUAUUCAGCUAUCAUAAAAGAAAUUAUUUAUUUGCCUGAAUUUUGGUUCCGAACUGGGCGAGCACAAACAACGAUUAUAGAUGAGCAAAUCAGCCGAUUGCACAUCCCUAGACUAGGCCGAGGCUGUAUGCUUCGGUUCAGCUGUCCCAUUCCCUACCAGCGUUACAUAUUUCAUGACAACACGCCCCCUGGCAUGAAUACCAAAGAUUGCGCUACUACAUGGGAUGUGAGACACGUAAUCAUCUAUAUAAGAGCUUUGGCGAUAAGCGAAUACCGAAGCUUUACAUUUGGAAUGUAGUGCGGGGAAAAUAUGCCAUGAUCGACGCAGAAAAAGACAAAUUUACCUUACUGAAACCCCCGUAAACACCCUAUCGAUGUGACUGAAUAAAUUUGUGGAAAUUGUGA